CGUCGUUGCACCCUUCGAUUGGGUUUACUUAAGACGAGAUUUCCCUUGCUUCUCCGAAGGCAAUUCCCAGUUUUGGAGCGCCUUAACAACGUCUCUUCUCAGUUUGUUCACGCUCAUUUUUCGAGGAGGCCCUCUUUUCGCCAACCGAAAAAGGAGACGAAUUGACGGAGAGGACGCGGGGAAAGGGAACACGGACCCGUUCCAAGACGAAUCGCUCUGUCCGUUCCUUGGGAGAGGGAAGGCGGGGGGGGGCCUUGAAAUUUCUUCCCUUUUCUAUUCAGUUGGCAGUUGGUCCGGAUCCUUUUUCUUGAAACAAGAAACACUGCUCUGGUUAGAAGGUCUAGUGCUUCGACAAAAAGGUUGGGGAGUUGGAAAUUGGCCCAUGAAAUUACUUCGGCACGUCCCACCUGCCUCUGAGUGGAACAAUUUCAACUGUUAAAGGGGAAUCCUAUCCACCCUUCGGCCAAACCAGAGAAGAGCAUCUUUGAAAUUGCCACUUUGAGUUGCUUCCUUUUAGCCUCCCAACCCCACACUCAAGGUUUGAAGAAGAAGAAGAAAAAAGCGAACGAACUCAACGAAUGGCCAUGAUAGAGUGGAUCUACUGUAACAAGAACUGAGAAAUAAAGUUUUGAAUGAAUUAAGGUGUCCCAGUGAAACCCUGAAAGAGCUAAGUCUUCUUUUAGAUGGGAACAUUUUAAUGAACUCUGGCCCAGGCUGUGAUUGUCAAUGGCGUUGGAAUUAAAACCUCUUAGCAUGUGGAAAGUUUGAACAGCGGUAUUUGGUUUUCCCCUUCCAUUAUUCAAAAGGAACAAAGAGACAAAAGGACGGAGGAAGAAGUCUCUCAGAAUCUCAUCAGUCGGAGUGUGCAAUCUUAGCUUAUCCUUGGGAAGCAUGAACCCAGAAGGAAGUUUCUCGGAUGAAAUCAUGAUGGACCCCGAGGACCCCAUGAGUGAUGUCCUCUAUAGUCACGAUUACAAUAUGAACUGGCUCCGGAAUCUGACCGAUGAUCUGGCCAUGGACGAUAUCUCUGUGAUCUUAUCGAUGGUGGGUAACGGGUCUUCCUUGAACCAGACCCUGGCCGAUAUCGAUAAUCUGUUCACGCUCAGCAACGAUUUGUUCUUUCGAGUGAGUCAAGAUAACUCGAACAUGUUCGAAUUCAUCACUGAAGGUGUGCUUCUUACUGCGGUCUCUAUAUUUGGAUUGGUGGGCAAUAUCAUUGCCAUUGUGGUCCUUUCUCGCCCUUCUAUGAAAGGGAGUUUCUCCACAUUGCUUAUAGGCCUCUCCUCAUUCGAUCUAUUGUAUCUGACAAUCGCCAUCGCCAUCUUCGGCCUCCCUGCCGUGUCUCCGUCCUAUUCGAGGACCAUUUAUGUGUAUAUCUUGCCAGUGAGCUUCGGAUUUGGACACAUUGGUCGGGUGGGCUCGGUGUUUGUGACCACGUCCGUGACGAUCGAACGUUAUUUUGCCAUCGUGCAUCCCCUCAAGCAUUUCUCAGCCAAAAAGUUUCUAUUGCUUAUCUCGGCCAUCCUGGCGGUUCUCUAUAACAUCCCCAAAUUCUACGAGCUCGAGAGAAAGGUCAUGAAUGGCACCAAUGUGACCGUGGUUUCUGGAUCUGCUCUGCGAUCGAAUCCCAUCUAUGUCACGUAUUACAUAUUCUGGUCCAAAUUCAUCCUUAUCGAAGUGAUCCCCUACUUUAUCAUUCUCGUCCUUAACUCGCUCAUCAUUGGCAAGAUCUGGAAAUCCACACAAUUUCGAAAGCGCUUUGUGAAUUGUGAGAACGAAAUCGACCCCGACAUGACAUCACGGCAAAAGCGUGAGGCGAACCUAGGAGUGGUUCUCAUUUCCAUCUCGAUCCUCUUCAUUCUGUGCCAGUCCGUGAAGAUCAUUCCCGAUAUGUACGAAGUGGCAUUUUGCCGCUUGGGCAACAGCGAGCUCAUGCCCAAGUGUCCAGCCACGCCUUUGAUGGCCAGUUUGAUCGACAUCUCUCAUUUGCUUUUGGCCAUCAACUCCUCGGCAAACUUCAUCAUUUACACAUGGAGAGGACAAAAAUUUCGAGAAGUCCUCACCCAGACCUUCUGCUUCAGGAAGACCUCGAGACUGAACAACUACUCCACUACCACUAUCCAGAGGCUGGAUGGAAAUGGCAUAAGCAUGGCCACCGAGGUCACGAAUGCUGGCAACAGAAGCGAAUAUUUCAAUGUCAAUGGAGGCUCGCCCAUGUCGGGACCUCCAAGUCAUUCCGUAAACAACCCUCCCACGUGCGAAAUGAGGGAAUUGCCCCCAGCCAGUCAUCAGGGUGCCCAUGUACCGCUUUUAUCGGCCGAGAGAAAUCCAACCUGUGUGGUGUUGGCCAAUCCGAAGACGCUCAAACCUCCAGCCACUCGAAUUGCUCGACGGGAUGAGACAUUGGUUUGAGCGCCAAGACGUGGGAAGUGGUCAAGAGCCCUUGAACCAGACUUCUUCCUAACACAUUUGGGACGAUCAUUCUGGAGAAAAGAAGUGACAAAUGGCCGAGAAAGGAGUUGGAGGACCACUUUUUCUGGCGGUCCUCUUUCUUCAAGAGUUCGUGACAGCGAGAUAAGCAAACAGUGUCUCUACUUCCUACAAUCAAUUUAGAUCAACUCGAUCUAUUGUGUCAGGCCUUGUUGGGCAUGGUUAUUAGAAGCCAGCGAUGAACGUCAAGAAGUCGACAAUGGUUUCCUCGAGUAAAAGGUCUUAGAAACAAGCCUUGAGAAUUCUUGAGAAUUCAACCACUCCUCUCUGAUACACAGUACUUUAUGUACAUAGGAGAAGAAGGGAGAUGUGAUCCCGAAAACUUUGUCCAAAAUCCGGACCAAAUUGGAGAGUCACGGUCUUAGGUGAUUUGUAGGGAAAACAAGACUGGCUGACGACGAACUGAAAAUCUAACCUUGUUUACCCGGAAUUCUCUUACUCGUUCUCUCUGUCACUUGUCGUCAAUGUGAAAGUGUUCGUAUCAAUGGGGAUAUCAUUUGUAAAGAAGACACGAUCAACAAGAUCGAACAUCUUAAGUGGACCACAAUCUCACGUUUGAUCUGGGGGAAGGACUACUCUCAAAAAGGAGCCAGAAAUGUCCAAAAUAAAAUCGGAUCAAUUGGUGUUCAAAAGGAAUUCUUUGGAUUUGGAUACUUACAUCUUUGGCACCGUCGCUAAAUGGCAGGAACUGUACUGCCGUCUUUUGCUUCUGGCAAGCCCUUUAAUUAUCCAAGGCUCAAAUGAAUGCAGUGAGAACUUGCAGGAAGAAGUAGAACUCGAAACAAAAAGUCAUACACACACACACUUGGAGCCGCCCCGAAAUCCUAGAAGUGAGCCAUGGAACGUGUUUCUAGGGUUUUCCAGGAAAAUGCAGUCAGUCACUGAGUCCACUCACCUUUCAUGGCUGGCUUUGGAACCGGCAGUUUUGGGUCCUAUAUUUUUCUCUCGAGAAAGAAAGGAAGGCAAGCUCUUUAGGUCCAUAAGGCAACCUUUCAUAGGACACCAACAUCACAGCCAAGGAAUUAAGGCAAGAUUUAUUUUAGUGCUCCAUCCAGAACGCCCAGACGCACGUUCCUCUCACAUCCUCAGUACCUUUCACCCAAGAAGGACUUUCUUUACGUAUUUCAAAACCCUUUAAUCUCAAAUCACGAGAAAGAUCAACCCAUUACAGCCUGCAUUUCAGGCUUAAGAAAAUAAUACGGCCACUAUUACAUCGUUUUCUCCGUCGCAAGCCUGCUUCUUCCCCUGAACGGAUGACAUGAACUUCACAACGAAUCAGAUUCUGUUUUCGCUUUCUAUGCCAGUCCUACGUUUUUAAAUUUCUAAAAAAAGAACUGUGAUGAUCCCGUUUCCGAUGACUUGAAUGUAUUAUCCCAGUACCGUUAUGCUCCCCGCCCCGCGUUCGCCCCGCCCCCUACAUUACAUAUUGUGCUGUUCAAUAGAACGCCAAGGUAUUUCUGACUACACUCAAUAUCCUGGAUAACCAUGUAGAGGUCUGUAUUCGACUAAAUGCUGACCUCUAAUGUUGUUACCCAUGUGUGUAUUACCGUGUUGUUGUUUUUCACUGUGAUCCAUAUUAAACGCUAUGUACAGCGAAAUAGAGCGGAGUUUACCAGACAACUACGG
This is a messenger RNA of Tigriopus californicus, 4116 nucleotides long. RefSeq names its product FMRFamide receptor-like. The record is from RefSeq and is a predicted model, not a curated record. The transcript has 5 exons. Gene Ontology annotation, biological process: G protein-coupled receptor signaling pathway. Gene Ontology annotation, cellular component: membrane. The coding region runs from base 892 to 2412 and encodes 506 amino acids. Gene Ontology annotation, molecular function: G protein-coupled receptor activity. NCBI's taxonomy places the organism in Eukaryota, Metazoa, Arthropoda, Copepoda, Harpacticoida, Harpacticidae.